AUGCCUUCUCAUCAAGAAUUGCAAGAUGAAUAUAAUGCUACGCAAACCACUGCCGUUGCUACUUUUAUUCCUUCUUAUACUUCUCCAACAAAAAAACCUAAAUUGACUAACGGGAAGUCGUUAAAUUCUAAAUCAGGCGAUUCAAAUACUAAAUCUGUCUGUAAAGACGAUAUUGUGGGGGGUUCAUUCGAUAAGACCCAACUGACGAAGUUACUAAUUCACUCUUUGAAAGAAUUAGGGUAUGAUAAUUCUGCUUUGACUUUACAAGAGGAGAGCGGCGCCAUUCAAGUAGAGUCGUCGGUUGUUCAAAAACUGUUCAAUUUCAUUAGAAAUGGUGACUUCAUUAACAUAAGUUUAGAUUUGUUAACAAAAUUACCCUUAAGAACAGGCCAUCUUGACUUAUCUCGAAUCCAUUAUACCUUUCCACUAUCAUCUAAUAGUCUUUCCAAUAGGAAUGAUUCUACUGCCAGUUCUAGUAAUGGAAGAGAUUCGAUGAGAAUAGAAACAAUGAUUUCAAGUGAUGGAGAUGAUUUCAGAAGACUAUCUUCACAUAUGGCUUCUCAAGUAUCCAUUUUGGAAGAUAUUUUAGAAGUAGUGGCUAAGAAAUUACAUUCAAAUUCUGUCCUACUAUUCUUAGAACAGUUUAAAGAAAUCAUUGAAAUAUUCGUAUUAAUCAACAUGGAAAUAUUCUUAGAGCUAGUAUUCACAAAUGGUAAUGCAAUCGAUUCAGUUACUUAUUUAAGGAACAUUUUCCGUAAAUUCAUACAAAUAUGGGAUUCGGUUUUGCUUUUACAAAAUGAAUUCGCUGAACCUGAUCCAAAAUUUAAUCCGGAUAGUUUACUGAGAGAAAUGUCAAGCCUUUUAACCAAUCCUUAUUCUAAUAACAGUAAUAACCACUACAACGGAAACAAUAUUACUAAUGGGAACGAAAACAAUAGCAGCAAUAAUAAUGGAAAUGUCAAUAUGGGUUACUCAAUAUGGAAAGGCUCAAGCAUAUCAACAAGAGAAUAUAUCAUGGAAUUAAUCUCCAACUAUAUAAAUCCAAACGACUUAGUGCCCAAAGGUCGUUUAAUUACACUAUUAAAACAAGCUAUUGAAUACCAGAAAUCACAAGACAUGUUUAAUGUGAUUGACAUGGAUAUGGAUCCGACAAAUAGAGGGGAAAAUGAUACACGUCCUCAUGUAUUCAAUUUAUUGCAAGACAAUAGCACUAAUUUGGGAAAUAUUAAAUUUUCAGAAGAAUACAUUUUAACACAAAAUACAGAGGAAAUAUGGUAUUUACAAUUCUCACCUGACGGUAAAUAUCUAGCCAGUGCUGCUGCUGACUCAGGAACUGAUCGUAAAAUUUUCAUUUAUGAUGUGGAGAAUGAUUUCCAAGUAUAUAAAGAAUUAGGUGGUAACAAACAAUGUAUACUUUACCUUUCAUUCUCACCCGAUAGCAAAUAUCUUGUUUCCUGUCCAUUUAAUGAAGCAGCCAAUAUUUAUGAUAUUCAUUCCAAGGGAACACCUACAAAUAUCAAUGAAAAGAUUCCUCCAACGACUCACAAUGGGAAACCAAUAAUCGCAGAAAUCAUUAGCCCUAUUGAUUCAUUCCAUAUACCGAAUAGUCUAGCCUCUAAUGUUCAUACAUCAGCGGUAUCUCCCCCAACAUCAGAUGGUGAAGGUUCAUCAUCUCCAUCAUCCUCGGGCAAUAUCGCUACCAGCACACUUUCCAGAAUCACCCGCCGUGAUAGAACUCAUUCAUCGUCAUAUGCUAGCACUACAUAUGGUCGUAAUGGUAUCAAUAUAACAGGGUUAACUAGUUCUCCAAGAAUUUGGUGUUGUGACUGGUUCCAUACUAAAGAACAUUACGGAAAAUUCGCAGUUGGAUCUCCAGAUAGGGAUGUAGUAAUUUAUGACAUUUUCUCCAAGAAAAUAAUCUAUAAAAUGGCAAGUUCCAUAUCAUUUGCGAAUAACGACGUUUUAGAAAACAUGAUAGGGAAUGAUGCAGAUCAGUCGAGGAUGGCAUCACGCUCUAAUGAUAGUGGCAGAGGUGGCAGUAACAGUAGCAAUAAUAAUAACAAUAAUAAUGCUAACAUCAAUACUCAUUCAAAUAUGGAAUCCAGUACUUUUACGUUUAUGGACCAAUUCCCUAGGAUUCAUGAUCUGAAAAUUUCCAGAGAUGAUAAAUGUCUAAUCUUAAUGACUCAUCAGGGCAUUAUUGAAGUCUACGAUAUUUCCAAAUUCCCAAAUAAUGACAUUAUCAAUCAAUUAUUAGAAGAGCGUUCUAAUUCUUUUAAUGUCAAUGAUAAUGAAAGCAAAAGUAAUGCAAUUGAGGGUGUUGAUAUGGAUCCAAUUUUACAUGAUUUGAUAUUUACCAAGAUUUCUCAAUUAAAUAUUAAUAAAAACAUGACGUGUAUAUCUUUGCCUGAUAUUGAAUGUUUCCCUACGGGUGAUGAAGAUUACGAUAUGGACAGCAAAGAUGAAGAGGAAAAUGCGUAUUCUUUGAAUUCACUAUUAUUAGUUAGUUUACAAUACAAUGAAAUGCAAUUAUGGGAUUACAAAGAAAAUCUUUUAAUUCAAAAAUUCAUAGGGCAAAAACAAGAACAAUUUAUAAUAAGAUCAUGUUUUGGUUAUAAUAAUAAAUUAGUUGCCAGUGGUUCAGAAGAUGGUAAAGUUUAUAUAUGGGAUAGAAUCAAAGGAAAUAUCAUUAGCGUAUUGAAUGCUCAUAAUGCUCAAACAAUUCGUGACAGUAAAAGAUUAGGGAUGAAUUGUAACGUUGUUGUUUGGAAUCCGAAAUGUAAAUCAAUGUUUGCAUCUGGUGGGGAUGAUGGAUUGAUUGUUAUAUGGAACGUCAAUAGAGAAUAA
Messenger RNA from Naumovozyma dairenensis CBS 421, 2847 nucleotides. It is a transcript of the gene GID7, whose product is annotated as glucose-induced degradation complex subunit GID7. The transcript has a single exon. Gene Ontology annotation, cellular component: GID complex. NCBI's taxonomy places the organism in Eukaryota, Fungi, Ascomycota, Saccharomycetes, Saccharomycetales, Saccharomycetaceae. Gene Ontology annotation, molecular function: protein binding. The record is from RefSeq and is a predicted model, not a curated record. Gene Ontology annotation, biological process: proteasome-mediated ubiquitin-dependent protein catabolic process. The coding region runs from base 1 to 2847 and encodes 948 amino acids.